AAAAAAAACAAAGAAAUCAAACCAACCAACUUGAAACUUGAAACUUAUUGAAAAAUUUUAAUAUCUCUUCAGAAACACUUUCAUUUUCAACAAGAACAAGAACAAGAACAAGAACACAUUCUCAAGUUUAUCAUCAGUAGUAGAACGAAGACAGAUUGAUUGGAAGAACCAUCAUCAUGACUAUCCAAGCAUCGAUCAAAUCGAAAAACUCAACUAACCAUAGUAGUAAUCUGAUCAAACGAACUAGGCACACUGAUCAAGCAAGAUUAAAGAUGUUGAUCGAUAACUUACAAUUGAGAUUAAAUUAUGCUAAACUCAAAGUUUCACAUGGUUGGCAUACUCAUACAUUCAAUCAAGUCGAAACACUUUAUUCAACUCGACUUCACCAACCCUCAACUUCUUCAACUUCUUCUUCAUCAUCCACUUCAACUUCUUCACCACCUACUAUUAAAUUAAAACAAUCCAACUUCAAUUUCAAUCCAUCAUCUCAAUCUAAUUCACAUUCACUUUCGAAAUCAAAUCAAUCAAAUCAAACCACUUUAUUAGAUUUAGCAUUAACUAAAUCUAAAUCAAAUCCAUCAACACCACAACCAUCAUCAUUCUCAUCCCCAUCAUCAUCAUCACCAUCAAAUCAUACCGAACCCUUCAAUCAAAUCCAACUAAACUUGAACCAAGAUUUACAUUCGUUCUUACUACCACAUCAUCAAGUCUCACCUAACCAAUCCUUCUUUUCAAACUCGAAUCAAAUCUUUGGAACUCCCUUAACGAAAUCCUCAUCCCCACAUCACCUAGAAACCCCUAAUCCAUUUAAAUCCAUCACUAGCACUGAUCGUAAGAUGAGCAAAAGCUUAAUAAGUUUAUUUCCAAACCUAUUAAAUAGCGAACAAACCAAUCAUCAAAUGUCCGAGAUCUGGAAACUCACCAACACAAACCCAUUCAGUCCGAUCACCUUCAACAAAAACUCAUCCACCUCUUGCUCAAAAACUUUGAAAGACUUUGAAUUAAUCGAAACCCAAACUCCUAUUACCAACAAAUUCCAUUCGAUCAAACAUUCUCAUUCAAAUGACUUUAAUCUCACUUCUAUCAGUCCUUUAAGGUUUUCAUUAAACUCGUCAAAAAAAUCGGGCUUGAGAAAGUCUUUGGGAAAAAUUUCGGCUGGUGGAUUGAACUUUACUUCUCAGGCCUUUCAGAAUGUUGAAAUUGAAGAGACUCAGGAUCAGAUUAGUUUAGAUGAUUUGGAUUCGAUUAAUUGGACUUCUAAAUAAUUUAAAUUUUCGAUCUUUACCUUUUGAUUCUUUGUCUCUUUUGGUCUAUCAUUGAUUUUUCUUUUUUGCUUUUCGAUUGUUUGUUUUGAUCUGAUUUUUUUUUAUUUUUUUUUGUCUUUUGUUGGGUUUUAAAGGUUUUCUCUGGUCAGUUGGGUAUUCUAAAAAAUUUCUAGGUUUCUGCAAUUUAUGGGAUUCUUUCUUUAUUUAUAAUGUUACAAAUUUUCAUAAUUUGAUCCAAAAGUUUUUUUUUCUUUUUUUUUUUCUUUAGAAGAUUGAUAGUGAAGUUUUAUUAAAUAUGAAUUCACAUUUUAUGUAUGAAAAAAAAACAUUUUUUUGUUUGAUGAAAAAAUGAUCAAGAAU
Melampsora larici-populina 98AG31 is the source of this 1625-nucleotide messenger RNA. RefSeq lists its product as uncharacterized. The coding region runs from base 177 to 1265 and encodes 362 amino acids. The transcript is spliced from 2 exons. The record is from RefSeq and is a predicted model, not a curated record. NCBI's taxonomy places the organism in Eukaryota, Fungi, Basidiomycota, Pucciniomycetes, Pucciniales, Melampsoraceae.